Molecule: messenger RNA, 237 nt
Organism: Adineta steineri
Lineage: Eukaryota; Metazoa; Rotifera; Eurotatoria; Adinetida; Adinetidae
Source: the annotation of a GenBank genome assembly
AUGGUUACAAAACGUUCUGAUGAUGAUGAUUCACAACAUCCUAAAGAAACUGAAGCACCAUAUUUUCUUCAUCCACCUGUAUCAAAAGAUGUUCCAAAAAUAUCGACAGCUGCUACACCAAAAGAAAUUGAAGCACCAAAUUCUCUUCAUAAACCUGUAACAAAAGUUGCUCCAAAAAUAUCGAAAGCUGCUGCAGCCAAUCCCCCGUCAGUUAUCACACCAGUGAGCAGAGUUUAA